This is a messenger RNA of Orycteropus afer afer, 1239 nucleotides long. RefSeq names its product paralemmin (gene PALM). The transcript is spliced from 9 exons. The record is from RefSeq and is a predicted model, not a curated record. Gene Ontology annotation, cellular component: membrane. Gene Ontology annotation, biological process: regulation of cell shape; positive regulation of filopodium assembly; negative regulation of adenylate cyclase activity. The coding region runs from base 1 to 1239 and encodes 412 amino acids. NCBI's taxonomy places the organism in Eukaryota, Metazoa, Chordata, Mammalia, Tubulidentata, Orycteropodidae.
AUGGGGAUGGCGCGGUUGCCAGGGCGACCGCCUCCCGCGGGCCCCGCCAUCCAUCACCCGCGGCGGCAGCGGCGCCCAGGGGUCCUGGCGACUGACACCAGCUUGCAGCAGGAGAGACUCCAGGCCAUUGCGGAGAAGCGGAGGAGGCAGGCGGAGAUCGAGAACAAGCGCCGGCAGCUGGAGGACGGCCGGAGGCAGCUGCAGCACCUAAAGUCCAAGGCCUUGCGGGAGCGCUGGUUGCUGGAGGGGACGCCGUCGUCGGCCUCGGCCGGGGACGAGGCCAUGAGGAAGCAGAUGCAGCAGGACGAGCUGACGGCGCGGCAGCUGGAGGAGUCCGUCUCCAGGCUGGAGAAGGAGAUCGAAGUGCUGGAGAAUGGAGAUGCGGUCCCCGUCAGCAAGGAGAAGGCGGCGGCCCCCAGCCCGGCCCGCGCCCCAGCCCCCAGUCCGGCCAAGGAGGAGCCCAAGGCCGAGGGCGUGCUCAGCUGGCAGCAGACUCCCGUGGGCACACCCAAAGAGAAGCGCUCCGUCUCCAACAGCCCGGUGAGGACAGUCAACGGCUCCACUAUGAUGAAGGCAGCCAUGUACUCGGUGGAGAUCACGGUGGAGAAGGACAGGGUGACAGGGGAGACCAGGGUGCUGUCCAGCACCACGCGGCCCCCCCAGGAGCCGUUCCCUCAGGGCGUCAAGGUCUACGAGGACGAGGCCAAAGUGGUCCAUGCCGUUGAUGGUGCCACAGAGAACGGGAUCCACCCACUGAGCUCCUCCGAGGUGGACGAGCUCAUCCACAAGGCAGAUGAGGUCACACUGAGCGAGGCAGGGUCCACGGCCGGGGCAGCAGAGACCCGGGGGGCCGUGGAGGAGGCCGUCCGGACCACGCCCUCCCGACGGGAGAUCACCGGGGUGCAGGCUCAGCCAGGCGAGGCCACGUCAGGCCCACCGGGGGUCCAGGCAGGCCAGGAGCCUCCAGUCACCAUGAUAUUCAUGGGCUACCAGAACGUGGAGGAUGAGGCUGAGACCAAGAAGGUGCUGGGGCUUCAGGACACCAUCACAGCGGAGCUGGUGGUCAUUGAGGAUGCAGCUGAGCCCAAGGAGCCCGCACCCCCCAACGGCAGUGCUGCUGAGCCCCCCACCACCACGGGCUCCCAGGAGGAGAACCAGGCAGGACCUGAGGCCACUGCCAGUGACCCCCAGGACCUCGACAUGAAGAGGCAGCGCUGUAAAUGCUGCUCGGUGAUGUGA